CUGUCUGUAAGACAGUACUAAGGGCUUCAUUUCGUAACCUCGCUAUCGUUGAUGCGCAGCUGGCUGACAACCGAUUUGAAAACAUUACCGUCAUUUCGGGAAGCGUCUCUGUAUUUGCGUUUUAUAAAGUUUAGAAUUCCCUUCGGGGAAGUAGUUUUGGGCCAAAAGUUUGUUCGUCUGGUCCAUGUUUCUAUGAACUGUCAUGAACAAAGUACCAGUGACGCUGCUGCGAAAUGAAAUGAAAGAGGAAGUGAAAGUUAAGGCAGCUGAUUGGACGUAAAACGAAGAGAGAAGACAGAAAGGAAAGCAAUCUCUAAAGUUGCUGAAUAAUUGAAGUAGGUACCCCUUUACAUCUCCUGGCUCGGCAACAUGGCAUCAACAGAAUAUGUGUACUUCAUCUUAACAAAAAAGCCAGAAUGGAUCACUUUUGCAAAAGCUGGAAGUAUUGUUUACAUGCCUGAAAAUAAGUACAUCUCAGAAAUGAAAAAAUCCCCCCCUCCAUUAAAGCUAAGAAUGUGUUUAAUGAACUACUACUCUAGAAUAGACUAUGACUUGGAGGCCAACGACAUGGAGCAGCUGUGUGUAGAGGAAGUUGAGCUGCUGCAGGCACUGCCUGAUGAUGCUGAGAGGCUGAGGUGUUUCAGAGAGCGACAUGAUCUGCAAGCAGCAAUGCAACUUGCUAUAGGUACUGAAGUGACUGUGGAGGAAGCUGGGAAGAAGCUCAGAGGUAUCAUUCACUACAUUGGACCAAUAAAAAAGGCAUCUAUUUCUUGUCCCAUACCAGGAUACUUUUUUGGAAUCGAACUACAGGGACCAGACAGAGGAAAGGGCUACUGUGAUGGGACCUAUGGGGGUGAAAGAUAUUUCAAGUGUGACAAAAACUGUGGCGUUUUUACCCCAUUCAACAGAGUCAGCUCUUUAUUACCCCCUGUCCAUAAGCCAUCCCUACAGUCAGAAAGGCUAGAGUUGGGAGACAGAGUUACUUGCUUCAUCGAUGAUAAAUUUCGCUAUGGAAUGGUGCUGGAUUUACUGGAAAUAGGUGGACAAUGUUUCGUUCAGAUUUCCACGGACAAAGAUGAAUCUGGGAAGACGGGGGGUGAAGUUAGAGUUCCAUUAGAAGCGGUUAUCAAAGGAGAGCUGAUUGCAGAGGGAGAGAGCAUGGAUGUCGACACACCCCCAGAAGCUGAUACAGAUUAUCUCUAUAUGGGUCUGAGUUUGAACUCUAUGGUAGAAGUGACUCUGGGUGAAGGCAACACAUAUGGAAUUAUUCGCUGGAUAGGCAAGCUGCCUGAUCGAAGUGAAACUAUGGUUGGCUUGGAACUGGAUGAGAACAAAGGAGUGAGUGAUGGUACUUUUAAAGGUCAGCGUUAUUUCAAAUGUCCUGUGAAGAGAGCCCUGUUUGUGAAGCUGAGCUCAUGCCGGCCUGACUCACGCUUUCAGAGCACAUCAUCCAAUCACAAUGAGAAAAUGCAGCCUGAGGACACUGUGGAUCAAACAGACCACAGUACAGCUGAGUUGCAGACUGUUCCGCCUAUGAGCACAGAGCAGGUUAAGCAGCUUCUGACUGGACGAAUGAAGGGGAUUCAAGGACACUGUAACUCUUGCUACAUGGACGCUGCCCUCUUCAGUUUGUUUUCCUGCUCUUCUGUGUUGGACUCCAUGUUGUUCAAAUCAACAACACCUCAAGAUGCCCCAAUUCAGAGAACACUGCUCAAUGACAUAGUCAACCCCCUCCGCAGUAACGGCUUUGUGGAAGGAAGACACAUCAUGAAGCUACGACAGCAGCUGCAGAAACAUGGCUACAGCCAAUCAUUCACCACAGAUGAGAAGGAUCCAGAGGAGUUCCUCAGUGUCAUCAUGCACCACAUCCUCGCCCUGGAUCCUCUGCUAAAACUAUCAGCUGCAGGUAAAGUGCAGGAGAGUUACUGCUAUCAGAUUUUCCUGGACCAGAACCACAGACUAGUUCUGCCAACAGUGCAGCAGCUACUAGAACAUUCCUUCCACAGUGCAGGUCUUAAGCUGGCAGAGGUGCCGUCCUGCCUCAUCCUCCAGAUGCCUCGCUUUGGGAAGAAAUUCAAGAUGUUUGACAAAAUCAUCCCCUCUCUGGAGCUGGAUGUCACUGACCUCCUCUCUGAAGGUCCCCAGCAGUGCAUGCUGUGUGGAACCCUGGCGCAGGUUGAGUGCGUCGACUGUUUUAAAGAUCCCCUUUUCAGCCCGACAGGAUUCAAAGUCUUCUGCGAGAAGUGUUCAGAACAGGUGCACUCCCAUCCUCAGCGUCGCAGCCAUAAACCAGCAUCCCUGGAAAUCCCAAAGGGUUAUGUUGGACGUAAAAACCCUCACACUAUGAUCAGAGACAAAAUGGAGCUGUUCGCUGUGCUCUGCAUCGAGACAAGCCACUAUGUGUCCUUCGUCAAAUAUGGACCAAACACUGAGGACUGGAUCUUCUUUGACAGCAUGGCAGACAGACAGGGAGAGAUGGAUGGCUACAACAUUCCAGAGGUGCAGCCCUGCCCCGAGGUUGGUGAAUACCUGGAAAUGUCCCCCUCCGAGCUGGCCAACCAGGCACCUCGAGAUAUGAAAGGUGUAGCAAAGCGUCUCUUCUGUGAUGCCUACAUGUACCUGUACCAAAGCACCACUAUGUGCCUCUAUCGCUGAUGGAACUUGAGCACACUGGACGUUUUGCUAUUUGUGUAAUUUCUUUUUGCUGCAUUGUUUUGUUUUUUUUUCUUUUGUUAACAU
This is a messenger RNA of Pundamilia nyererei, 2739 nucleotides long. RefSeq names its product cylindromatosis (turban tumor syndrome), like (gene cyldl). Gene Ontology annotation, molecular function: cysteine-type deubiquitinase activity. The record is from RefSeq and is a predicted model, not a curated record. The coding region runs from base 370 to 2655 and encodes 761 amino acids. The transcript has 15 exons. Gene Ontology annotation, biological process: protein deubiquitination. NCBI's taxonomy places the organism in Eukaryota, Metazoa, Chordata, Actinopteri, Cichliformes, Cichlidae.